CUGACUGCUACACCCUGCAAGUUUAAAUAUGGGAGCUGGCACCUUACAAAUAGCCUGACUCUGUACAAAUCAUCAUCCACGAUGGUUCUCCGAUGCUGCAGGGGACCCGGGUGACAGCCCAUUGGUCUCUGGCUUGGACAUUCGUGCCCAGAGCGGCCACAGUGCAGGCUGUUGAGAAACGAGAGUGUGUGUGGAGCAGACGUGGGCCAGGAGACAUGCUUCCCAGUGAGGAAAACCUGCCAUUGAACUUCCGCGGGACCGUGGUCUGAGGAAGGCUCAUCGCGGUCAGAAAUUGCCUCUGGGAAAGUUCCCUUGAGAUACCCCCUGCGCUCCGGAGGGAGGCCCUGGUGUGCACCCUCUUCAAGUCGUGGACGGUCAAGCAAAUACAGAAAGGAGCACCUUUGCCCGUCUGGGCCCCCACAGGACAGGAAAUAGAGGAGGGCCGUCGGAGCACCCUGGUUCUUCUUCUAUUUCUGUAAACGUGCUGCAGCGUGACUUCCGCAGCCCUCUGACAAGCUGCUGCCUCUCAACUCGGAGCUGGAUUCUUCCUCCGAUGAGAAAGCAUCUCCAGUGGCAGCCCCCGACCUGGUCCUCAUGCUGCUGGGGCUCAUGCUGUUGAUGUGCGCGCCGCCCUGCGAACUAACUGUCCUGCUGUAGCCACAGCGGUCAGCCCGCACGACUUCUCUCCCAGACCCUGCUCGGUGCCACCGUUCACUCUGAUCCCAAUCCAAAGUCUUACCUUCACCGGAAGAGAAGAGGAAGUUUCCCCCCAGAAGGAAUCUUCCACUGACGUGUGUUUACAUCCAGGAGACACCAGAACUGCUCUCCUCUAUGCAAAGUACCGUCCACGGGGCCGGAAGGGGCCUUCUGCGUCCUCAAGAACACGGGCUGCAUGUACAACCGGGGGGAACAGGCCUCUGACGCCAACGGUCAGGGGUGUUCGGGACCAGCCCAACCUUCCGGACGGCUCUUCUGAGAUUCGUCCAGGUGGAACUCAGGCCGUGGGCUCAUGGGCUCAAUCCGAGCGUAAGCAGAAAUCCAAGACCACGCCCAGAAGAGACGAAACUCCCGCCGCCGGGAAUCUGUCAGGUGUUUCUGGGAACACCCGAGAAUGAUCUGGGGCAAGCUCUGAGCUCGAGGCUGAGCUCCAGCCCUCGCAAACGGCCCUGUCCGGGUCCCACUCCACGCCUGCCCUGCCCCAUUUAGAAGCAUGGGGCCCAGCUGCCUAGACGCCUUUUUUAUUCCUUCCUCUGCUCAGCUCAAAAGCUGUGCUGUCCUCGGCCCACUGGGACUGCAGUUUUCCAAGGACAGAAAAUGCCUCCCGGCGCACAGGGGUUCCGUCCAGGCCCCAGCACAGAGCAAGCAUUCUGGUACCGACGUCGGGAGCGAGUUCUUUUGAGUUCCCAGGCGAGGCAUUCCACCAGCCAGGCUUGAGGUGACAGGUGUUGGAGCAGCCCCCGCCUCUCAGUGACCUAGAUCACGUGGCAUUUUUCGCUGGUGAGGGGAGACAGGCUUCUCUUAGGAAAAUUCCUAAACUUUCCCGAAAAGCAGAGGCUCUGAGCCUUCCACAAACAAAUGUCUCAAGAGCCAGUGUGCUCAGGGAUUCUGGGGUUUCCUGGGCGCUGACACUGGGCAGAAGGAGGUGAGGGGAAGCAGGACCCAGCUUUGCCCACCCGUGGUCCCCCUGGAGAAAAGCCUUACGGCCGAAGAGGGAGGCAUCCCUGAGCUCAAGGUACAGAUUGAAAUUGCUCUGCACAACCUUGCCUUCUACAGAGGUAUGGGCACAGUCCCAGAGCAAGGGAGCCCGGUGCGUGCGUGAGGCAUUUUCCGGCAGGUGCGCCCCUGUUGCUUCCAGUGGGAAGGAGAGAAUCCGUAAAGAAGGCAUCGAGCGCCUCUCAACCUUUCCCUGACUGGCAGAUCCCCCGGUGUCACGUUCCGUCCUUGGAAGAAAUAGUGUGGCUCUGGGACACCAGGGGAACAAAGCAGAAGAAAAAUGACCGCCCUGAUUUACAACAAGAAUGAAUGAAACCCACUCACUUUUCCUGAAGCGUCAGGCUUCACCGCCUCCAAUCACAGUCAUCAGUGCCCUGCCCUGUGUCCGGAAGGGGUGUGUUUAGUUCGUGGCUAGAAAUGUCGAAGCGUGAGAACCAAGUGGCAGGCAAGGGUUGUCUUAUGGACGGAAGAGGUGCUGCGCGGGGGGCGCCGGGGUGCGGGAUGGGCUCUGCACCCCACUGGGUGGUUAUCCGAGCACCAAGUGCCUCCGCCCGGGGACUCUGAACCCCUGGGCCCUGGAACAUAUGUGUUUCGUCCCUCUCUCCAGCCCUGCUCCUGACCGCCACGCCCUCUCGGCCCGUGGAGGGAGGCUCAGUGACCCUGACCUGCAACGUUCUGGUCCCUUCACGGAGGCUGGACGGCCCCCUCCAGUUCUGCUUCUUCAGAGACAACCGGGUCCUGUGGCCGGGCUGGAGCAGCUCCCCGGAGCUCCAGCUCCCCACGGUGUGGAGGGAAGACUCAGGAUCCUACUGGUGCGAAGAAAAGACCAUGGCAGCCAGAGUCGCUCGGAGCCCGAGGGUCCAGAUACAGGAGUCCCCGUCUGUAAUGUGAGCUUGGAGACGCAGCCUCCCGGCGGGCAAGUGCAGAAGGGAGAGAGGCUGGCUCUCAUCUGCAUGGUGGCCAGGGGCACAGGAGACAUCACCUUCCUCUGGUACAAAGGGGCCCUGGGUUUGAACCUGGAAACAAAGACCCAGCGCUCUCUGGCAGCGAAGUUUGAGAUCCCGGCGGUGAGGGACAGUGACACGGACAAAUACUACUGUGCGGCCGACAACGGCUACGGCCCCAGCCUCAGCGAGCUGGUGAGCGUCACGGUCAGAAUUCCAGUGUCCCGCCCCGUCCUCACCAUCAGGGGGCCCGGGGCCCCAGCCGAAGUGGGGGACGUGGUCGAGCUUCGCUGCGAGGCCCAGAGGGGCUCUCCCCCCAUCCUGUACCGGUUUUAUCACAAGAAUGUCACCCUGGGGAGGAGCUCAGCUCACGCUGGAGGAGGAGCGUCCUUCAACCUCUCUCUGACCGCAGAACAUUCUGGAAACUACUCCUGUGAGGCCGACAACGGGCUGGGGGCCCGGCGCAGCAAGGCGGUGCCACUCAACGUCACAGUGCCCACAGAGGACAGGAAAGAACUUCUCGCCUCGGGAAUCCUCGAGGGGAUGCUUGGCGUCCUUGGUCCCGUCAUUCUGGCCUUAUUCUGCUGUGGGCUCCGGAAAAGACUAGGAAGACGUUCCUCCGGGAACCCACGCGGGAGCCCUCCGAGCCCUGUGCCACCAGCAUCCAGCUACGUCAACUCACCCGCCCCGCUGCAGGGACAGUCUGUGUACGAAAACGCAAAUGUUGUACGCGGGGACGAGGUUUACUCUUUGGUGUACCACACGCAGCAGGAACGGCCACCAGCAGUACCGCCCCUGAGGACACGCAUCGAGGACCAGGUGAGUCAGAAUCCCCAUCGUACUUUCCCUCCUGCUCGUCUUUCUUCUGCCGACGGCUCCUCAAACUUUAAAACUUAUGGCCACUUAGCAAAACCCAAAUGCCUCCAGGGUCUGUCUCUUCCCCUAUCUCCCCACACAGUGGGAUAAAAACAUUUGGUUAUAACAGUAAAGCGUCACUGUGCAAGGGAAUUUUGGAGGCUUGCGUAGACGUUUCCUUUGGCCACAGACACAUGGAUGAUUUGUAGUUACACUCUGGCACGUGCCAAGUCUAAACAUGCCAUUCCUUGAAAAUCCUUGUUGUGAAAUACUGUUCAGCCACACACACACACACGCACACACGCACACACACACACGACUUUGUGUUGUGAGGUUAACCAAACGACCCGUGGAAAACUAAAUUAAUAUUGAACGAAGCUAAACUAAGAGGGAUUUGUGUCAUUGAAACUCAGUGAUCUGUCAACCUUGAAUAAUUGACAUCACUGAUAAUACGGAAAUACGCUCAGAAAAUUGCGGGAAUCCCAGCUCGGCAUGUGUACAAAGACAGUAGAUGCUUUGUAGUUUUGUCGAGUGCGGUGGGGAAGCCAGAUGUGUCACGACAGAACCCAUGUCCUUGGGAAACUCCAGUGACACGCUGAAUUUAGUGUAUGAGUGUAAAAUCCUGAAAUCCUGCAAAAAACGCCAGCCCGCGGAACUGCCUAGCAGUGGCCCCUCCGAACGGGAGAGGGGCUUAUGCGUUUGGAUCCACCGGGGGGAUGGGACGCGGGCCCUUUGAAAAUGCUCGCCCAGGGCUGCAGUCUUCCAAGAGGCUGUGCUGCAUGUGCGUGGCACGUCAUGAUAGGACGUGCCCCGGCUGCCUGGGGAAGAGACAGGCCCCAUGUGUGUUCCCUGCUCUGGUCCUGUCUAUGUGCCUUUGCUUUUAGGAUGCCUCAGCCAUCUAUUUUAGGCUGAAGAAGGCAAACGUUACAGAUGAGGACUACGAUGACGCUAUGUAACAUUCCGGAAGAUUCUGCCCUUUGGAAACCAUCCAGGACCCUAAGCCUCAGAACCAAUACGUUCUUCAGAGAUCCUGGGGUAGUCAGCCCUCCAGUUAUUCUCACCCAGGUGCUUUCCUCCCAAGACUAUUCCUAAAACCAGCCAAGAGAACCAACAUGAAUGUGGGGGCGGGAAGGACCUUGUUACCAGGACCCCAUACCUACUGGUUCUUCUAGGCACAGGUCGAAUUGUGCUCUACCUUCUUAUAAGAGGACACAAGGUGGGUGAAAGAACUUGGGAUCUUGGGGUGGAGGGACAGUGCAACUCACUCAGCGGGCCGGGAUGCAAGGUCAGUGACUCCACGGGGCUGCCGCACACGGAGAUGGGUGUCGUCACCUCGUAAGUGUAGACGGGCUCUGUACCGAUCUCCAGAGAAGACGUCCAGUCCUGCCACUUACGUGCACCCUGCCUCUGCGUAAAAUAUGUCACUCGGUGCAUUUGGGGUCACUGACACCAAAUUAGAAUUCAAACAAAGUUUUGUAAAUACGUACUGUGGGUGCACUCAACUUUGGCGACGUAUUUUGUGUGCAUAGGCCAGUCUAGAUGCCGCCAUAUUUGUAAUGAGAUAGAAUCUUGGUGAGUUUCACCACAUCCAAAGUUCUGUGCUUGCUGUGGCUUCUAGAAGCUUUAUGAAUACAGUUUUCUUCUUUUAUUCACAAGCCUUUUAAAAAUGUGACAAUACAAUUUGGAGUCUGUAUUUUCAUUUGAAAACAAUUAUUCACCACCUCUUACAAAUUAAAACAAUUUAAAAGUAUACAAUGUAAAAACUAAGGGUCUUCCCUAUAUCUAACACCACAAACGGUGCCCGUUGCUUAAAAACUUAGCUGCACAGAUAUUUUUAAUUCUUCAUACAAACUCUUAUACAUGCAAGUAAAUAUACAAAUAUUUAGAAAUAUGCCUACCUUUAAAAAUUGCAGAAUAUUUUCAAGGCUUUACGUAGACAUCUACUAUUUUAAAAGGCUAUAUAUAUAUAUAUUGGCUAUAUACAGAUAAAUCAUAAUAUAUACUUUUUUUUUUGCAAACUAGAAGUAACAUAAAAUUUGCCACAAUGACCAUUUUAAGUGUACCAUUCAGUGCCGUGAAAUACUAUCAUAGUAUAUUGUAGUCUUUUCAACCACUGAUGGACAUGGGGUGGUUUCCAAAAUUUUUAUAUUAUAAAAACAAUACUAAAAUAAAUGUCCUAGGGCGCCUGGGUGGCUCGGUCGGUUGA
This is a messenger RNA of Lynx canadensis (Canada lynx), 5718 nucleotides long. RefSeq names its product Fc receptor like 1 (gene FCRL1). The coding region runs from base 2298 to 3623 and encodes 441 amino acids. Lineage: Eukaryota; Metazoa; Chordata; Mammalia; Carnivora; Felidae. The transcript is spliced from 10 exons. Gene Ontology annotation, molecular function: transmembrane signaling receptor activity. The record is from RefSeq and is a predicted model, not a curated record. Gene Ontology annotation, biological process: cell surface receptor signaling pathway.